Molecule: messenger RNA, 2561 nt
Organism: Puntigrus tetrazona (Sumatra barb)
Lineage: Eukaryota; Metazoa; Chordata; Actinopteri; Cypriniformes; Cyprinidae
Gene: gps2
Product: G protein pathway suppressor 2
Exons: 11
Coding region: 866-1951 (361 amino acids)
Biological process (GO): regulation of transcription by RNA polymerase II
Cellular component (GO): transcription regulator complex
Molecular function (GO): transcription coregulator activity
Source: RefSeq, a predicted model, not a curated record
AUAGCGGAAGUGCGUCAAACUGGGUUUCCUGUCAUUUUUAUUUUGGUUAAUUACUGAUACACUUGUUUAUUUUUCUUUAAGGAAAGCCUUCAGACAAGCUCAGCAUACUUUUAAUCUCAGAAACGGACAAAAGUGCGUCUUAUGGAGAUUCCACGAAUGUCACUGCAAGAGUUUUAUUUAGUUCGCUGUUUUGCAAGCUAGCUGACUAAGCUGUCACUUGAGCCGUUAGCCUCCUGGCCUAAUGGUCAGGUGUUAAUGCAAUUUACUGCAAACAGAAAAUACCGAAAUCGCUUUCGCCUGUAAAAUCGAGCGAAUGGAAUAUGUUUUUCUUGAACAGAUUAACUGAAUAGACGGUCAAAACGUUCAGGUUACUGCAAGUAUAGCCAGCUAGCUUGUGAAGCCGUUAUAGAGCUAACCCAGUUCAGGGAGUGUGCUCAUUUACUGCCUUGUAUUGCUUCUCAGAUUACCACAUCUCUUUCUUCUCAUUUAUAUUUUGCUCUAACUCGUAGUCUUUGGUUUUUAGAAUUGAUAUGGUAAGUUGGUUUAAACAACGUUAGCAAGGCUUGUCAACUUUUUGACAGCUGCCUUAAGUUUGUGUUUGUGAUGUGUCAUCCUGAAUCCGUCAAAUGUCUAAAUCGUGCUGUACCGCAAUACUAAGAAUGUUCUUUUUUCUGUUAUAUUUUUUAUCAUGGUUAAAUGAUUUCCAGACUAUCAGUUCUUGAAUUGUUUCUCACUCUGACUAUUCUAGUUGUGGUAAGGCCACUAAAAUCAGAAUUUAGUGGACUCAUUAGUGACUAAAAAUGCAGAUUGCUGAUAUUAAUAUUGUAACACAUUUCAACAGCUGGCACCGCCAAUUCCUACCAUCAUGCCGGCUCUUCUGGAGAGGCCCAAAUUGUCCAAUGCCAUGGCACGUGCCUUGCACAAGCACAUUAUGAGAGAGAGGGAGCGGAAAAGGCAAGAGGAAGAAGAGGUUGACAAAAUGAUGGAGCAGAAACUGAAAGAAGAGGAAGAGAGGAAGAGGAAGAAAGAGAUGGAGGAGAGAAUGUCCUUAGAGGAAACAAAAGAGCAGAUAAUGAAGAUGGGAGUGAAGCUGCAGGGUCUUCAAGAGGAGAAGCAUCAGCUUUUUCUGCAACUGAAGAAAGUCCUACAUGAGGAAGAGAAAAGACGAAGGAAAGAACAGAGUGACAUGACAACUCUGACUUCAGCAACAUACCAGCCAAACAUGGCUAUCCACUCUGGGCAGCACCUUCUCAGCAUGCAAGCGGGUCAGGUUAGUCAUGGGCGUCCAGGUGCUCUUCUUGGGGAACGCAGCAAACAGCUCUUCCAGUCUCCAGUCAUUCCUACGCGUCAUUUCCAGUCUCAGCCAGGAUUCAGUGCAGGUGGAACAGAGCACGGUCAGUAUUCUGGAGGCCAGCCGAGCCAUAGCCCGUAUGGAGUCACUCAGCCACAGCAUACAUCACCUUUUGCCUCCAGUCAGCCGGUGCCAGCUAACUAUGCUAGUGGUUCACAACUUAGAGGUGCAUCAGCAUUCCAGGCCAUGCAGUACCUGCCCCAUCAGCAGCAGGGCUAUGCGGUCCACAGUCAUUUCACCUCUCAGCCUGGUUACAUACCCAGUGCUGGGAUUCCCCUGCAGAAACAGUUGGAGCAUGCUAACCAGCAGUCGGGUUUCACAGACUCGAGUCCAUUGAGGCCCAUGCAUCCGCAGGCUCUGCAUGUCAGUGCUGCAGGUUUGCUGCCUACUCCCUCUAUUGCUGUCCAGAUCCCUCCUGGCAAGUCUGGCUUACCAUACGCACACCCGCCAAGGCCAGCUUCCCCUGGAGCAUUCACGCAUGGAACACCCUCACAACAAGCACACACAGCUACAUUUCAAAGCUCUUCUCAGCCAGCCCCUCGCCACACCUACCUUUCUCACAGCCAAUCAGGGCAGAGGUUUUACCACCAUGGCAAAUAGCUCUUCAUUUCAGUCUAACGCAGAAAGUUAGGGUUUGAAUAUUAGAUUCCCCAGGCUUUUAGGUUAAAGCUACACAAUGCACACAAUGCUUGGCAUCAUAGUGUUAUGACGUAGAACACAUGACUGCGUUACUGUCACAUGCAAGUCAUUUUCUGUUAUUCUUCAGCUGGUAGACCUCCCUUUGCAACAGGGUAUGCCAUUUAUUUCAGUACUUCAGUGGGAUGUUUUCUUUCAUGCAUUUUAAGACGUCGGCAACAGCUGUGCCAACAUUAGUAACCUUGAAAUACUACCACUAAAUGACGCAACUAGAUUUAAAUGUGGUUUUAAAACUAACUAAACAGUGUAGGAACAGAUUUGACUCCAUUUCCGUAUGUUCUGUAACAGACCUCCCACUCAGGGCCGUCUAUAACUUACAUUAACGUUGAUGAAUGCACCUUUUCCCUAAUUCAGAGAACAGGGAAAUAAUAUUUUCAUAUGAUUUUAAAUUGUAAAUGUAAUGUUUUUAGCCAACCAACUGAAUUUCACAAAAUUGCACUUAAAAGCAAAUUUUAUGAAUAAUCUGUUUAAAAGAGCUUGUUAAAACGGUAAUAAAUAGUUGUGUAGAAAACUU